Molecule: messenger RNA, 2292 nt
Organism: Acytostelium subglobosum LB1
Lineage: Eukaryota; Evosea; Eumycetozoa; Acytosteliales; Acytosteliaceae
Exons: 2
Coding region: 1-2292 (763 amino acids)
Biological process (GO): ERAD pathway
Cellular component (GO): endoplasmic reticulum membrane
Molecular function (GO): protein binding
Source: RefSeq, a predicted model, not a curated record
AUGUCAGCAUCACACUUGGCACAUGAUGCAGAUGACGAGGUGGAAAAUAUACAUGCGACACCAGAUGUGACAACAUCCACAUCGGUGAACACCAAUAGUGAACAGUCGUCAAAUGAUCAUGGCACCAACAGUGAGGCUGAAAGUAUUCAGGCGGCUGCAGCGCGAAAGUUACGUCUGAGAGAUGAUCUAUUAUGGAAGAUGGAGUUUGUCAAUGGUGGACGCGUGGAGCUUCCACUUCAUGACACACUCAUACUUGGACAAAGGAAGCGUGGAUAUGUAUUGAUGAAUCAACAGACCUCAUCAUCGUCAUUAUCAUCGGCUUCAUCAAUAUCAUCAGACAAGGAUACAUUUGUGUAUGAUAGCAACAUUGAAGACAUUGAUCAUACAAUGGGCAAACAACUCCUGACUGAGGCUGCGAACGCAGGCAACCACAAAGCGAUGUACAUACUUGGCAACAUGGAGGAGUACGGCCAGACAGGAUCAAUAGACUUGGAACAGGCUGCAAUAUGGUAUAGGAAGGCAGCAGACCUGGGGAAUGACGAUGCUCAGACUGCCUUGGCCUUUUUAUACUCAUCUGGAAAGGGCGUGCCAUUGGACGACAGCCUGGCUAUCCUAUAUUACAACUUUGCCGCAGCCUCUGGCAAUGUGGCCGCCAAGAUGGCUCUGGCCAACCGCUAUCACAAUGGUAUUGGCAUGAAAUCAUCGUGCCGAGCGGCAAACACAUUGUACAAGGAGGUGGCGAGACAAGUCGUCGAGGACUACGAGCAGCGUGGCUUCAGCUAUCACAUGUACGCGUGGCGCUUCACCGACCAGGCGGUGCAGGAGCGCCAGGACGAGGACUCAGUCAUCGAGUUCCACAGAUACCUCGGCUCAUCAGGCGAUGGCAACUCGCUCGUGGCGCUGGCCACUCUCUAUCUCCAGGGCAUCAUGGCCGUGGAGCAGGACUACAAGUUGGCAUUUGAUUAUUAUCAGAAGGCUGCCAACGUUAACCAUCCAGCAGGCUACACAGGCGUGGCAUUCAUGUACAGCAAGGGCUAUGGCGUCAAUCAAGACUACGUCAUGGCGGCCAAGUUCUUCUCAAAGGCCUAUCAGAUGGGCCACUAUCCAGGCCUCACUGGACUGGCCGAGCUCUAUCUUAAUGGAUGGGGCGUCGAGAAGGAUGAGCAAAAGGCCUUCAAAUACUUCACCGAGGCCGCAGAGAAGGGUGACAAGACCGCCAAAAUGUACUUGGGCAAGAUGUACAUUGAUGGCGUUCACGUCAAAGCCGACGAGAGCAAGGCAAUGGUAUACUUCCAGCAGGCCAUCACCAACCCUGUGGCGCUGUUCCACGUGGCUCAGAUAAUGACUGCGGACACGCCCGUCACCUGUGCGACCACAGUCAAGCUCUUCAAGAUCCUGGCCGAGCGCGGACAGUGGCUCACACAAAUGACACAUGCCAACCAACUCUAUGACGCCGGCGACCACCAACGCGCACUCUAUCUCUUUGAGAAGAUUGCUGAGCUUGGCAUUGAGAUGGCCCAGAACAACGCCGCCUACAUGUACGACAAGGGACUGGGCGUGACAUCUGACAUGAGCCAGGCUGAUCAGGACAGAUGGGCCAUGCACUACUUUGCACUGUCGGCGAAUCAAGAGAACGGCUACGCGCAACUCAAACUUGGCGACUACUAUUACUAUGGACGUGGCUCGCCCGUGUCCUUGGAGAUGGCCGCAUCGUCCUAUCAGCUGGCCAGUAGCAUGCACGACUCUCAGGCCUACUUCAACCUGGGCCUGAUGCAUCAAUUUGGACAAGGACUCAAUCAAGACCUGUACCUGGCCAAGCGUUACUAUGACCUGGCACUAUUCCAUCAACCCAAGGCCUACAUCCCAGUCUACACGGCAUUGGUAGGACUCAACCUCCACUUUGUAUACAAGUACUUCUUUGAUAAUCCAAGCUCAAGAGGUCUGAUGGACAUGCUCUCUGGUGCGCCCACCAAUGUCAUACCGACAAGCACUGGUACAGGCAAUGCGGCAACACAACCAGCAGCUGAACAAGUGAUCAGUAGUGUUGGAGAGGACCAUGGAUUGCCCAUACCCCCAUCCGAACCAUCAAAGUCAAUCACCUAUUAUGUAUAUCGCUACUUUGAGAAAUAUGAUACAGUGAUCAUCCUGUUGGCCCUCUAUCUGAUAGUUCGUGCAGUCAACCAUCGACAACAAAUUGUACAACAAGGACCUCAAGCUCGUCCACCUGUCCAGCAGCAACAGCAACAGCAGCAACAGCAGCAACAGCAACAGCAACAUCAACAUCAACAGUAA